Messenger RNA from Pecten maximus, 6086 nucleotides. RefSeq lists its product as uncharacterized. NCBI's taxonomy places the organism in Eukaryota, Metazoa, Mollusca, Bivalvia, Pectinida, Pectinidae. The record is from RefSeq and is a predicted model, not a curated record.
UUAUUGUUUACAUUUGAUACGAGCACAUGCUUGAGUCGGAGUUACGAUCGAAAUCAUCGUUCAUUUAAUAUAGCAACAUGUACGACUGUGUGUGCUAAGAAUAAAACAUAAUGUGACUGGAAAAGCGAGUUCGUCGAUACUUUCACCAUUUCGGCAUACUGAAAUUUGUUUACCAUUUUUCAGGUCUGAUCUAAAAACCAGAAAAAAUGUCUCGUCAGUCUUCACGAACUGGUGCUUCGAAAUGGAAGACUGCACGGGACUUGAAGCUAAAGAAAGCAAAGUACAAGUUAGCAGCUAUCGACGGGAUACGACAAAGAGCUCCGCCAGACAGAGCUGGAUCUGUGAGGGACACUGUCUCCAUCUACACCACUGGCUCGACAGUUAUGCGGGACUUGUACAACCCACCACUUGGUUAUGACACACUGGCAAUGCAGCGUUUCCGUGACUACCUGGAGGAGACAGAACUUGUUGAAUCAUUUCGCAGACUAAUGACACUAUUACUAGAUAGACCUGAACUCCCUUAUAACCCCUACCCAGGUUUUGUUCAACGCUUCAGACAGAAUGCAGAGGCGUUUCACUUGGAUCAGAUUCGAGAGGAAAGAAUUCACCAGCUGUUGAACAACAACCUUCAAGAGUCGAUUAUGCAGAAUCUGUUCUUGGUGCGAGGGUAUGACACCAUAUGGGGACUGCCAAGUAUUCUCCGUGUGGUCAGCCCUCAGCGAAUCUCUUGUUAUAAAUGGCUUGUGUACGACAUGACGCCUGAGCCUGAGGACCUUUUCUCUGAGCCAGGCUACACAAACCAGGUGACAGUAGCAUUGGUAGGCCCUUGUGUGUUUGAAGGCACAUUCUACCAACAAGUCUACAAUAUUCAGAUGCGUAAAGAGUUCCUGAUCACUGGUGAAGAUGUUAAAUUGGGGGUUUCUAUCUUCGUGAACUCUGUCAUGUCGGAGAUAGAUGGUAUGUACUCUAACCCGCGCCACCUGAUCUUGGGCGUGAAUCUGCCGUAUGGAGACAAUGACUCUCCCCAUAUCACACUCAUGGAUUUCUGGGAUCCGGACCGUAUCCAACAGGAAAAGGAAACAUUUCUACAAGCUAUGAGUGAUACAGUUCUAUCCAACAAGUAUAUCUACAUGGAUUGUAUUUUUCGUGUGGACCCUGACGUGACGACCUAUACAAGAGGACAGGUCCAGUUUGGUCUAAACUUUAUCGCUCUGUCUUUGACAUCUGACGCCAAUGAAGGGAAUGGAUCGGAGACCAACAUCGUGGGCGGUACAAACAAUGAAUCUGGCCUGUCAAGUUUCUGUGAGUAUCCAAUGUCAUCUCUACAUGAGGGUGUCUUCCUUAACCGAAGUCAUGCAGAGGCCUACUUGUCCAUCUUCUCACCUCAAGUUGAUUCCUUCCAGAAGGCAGAAACUCGAGCCCCAGUUCCCCACGCAUCUGCAAGCAAACCAAGAAAUACCCCUAGGGGUGCAGGCACAAAAAAUGGCCGUGCUACUGCACAGAGUCAAACAAAUCGUCCUUUUACACGCAACCAGGAAAAAGAUGUACGCACAGUGAGACGACAUGUACAUGAUCGCUUUAGUCAUCUGAAACCUCAGAAGAUUAGGAUCGAUGGUUUCAAGCUUGGUGACGAGACAACCUAUGGCCCUUAUGCCUGGCAGAUUACUGCCCCACUGAAGUCUCACCUGCAGCAAAAACUAGCUGGUCACCACAUGCAUGCAGAAUUAUUUGAUUCAUGCUACUGUGUCAUCAUACUUUUACUGCUGGAAAGAGAUUCGUUUGAGCUUGGUUUGGAGGUAGAGAUUUUCCGCUUGUUGCACAGCACUGCUGGACGAUUGUAUUACCUAAUGGAACAAAACAAGAGUCUGCGUUUUUUCCUCAAAGGCUUCGGUGGUGCAAAGGAAACCAGUGUAUUGAAAGAACAAAUGGCAAAAUACAGGGAAGCAGUGGUCAACCUUCUAGACAGUGACCUGAAUGUUCGAAGUGCAGACCAGGUGACGGCUGGCAAAGUGAUGAUGUCUCAGAUUGAUGACUUGAUGCCUGGAUCUGUGAUACCCUUUGGAUCAGGUUAUCACGUACAGACGACCAUGAAGACGUUAAAGAACCUUAACUGGUAUUGUCUAACAUUGCUGAUUCAAAUUGUUGAGGACACCCUUCCUCGAGCACCGAUAUUUAAGGAGUUAGUUUUGAAGAUGCAAAUGACAUUUCCUGAAAGAGCACCACGCCCAAUUACCAGACUCCGACAAAGAAGUGACCCUGUGGGAAGUGACAUGGAUCUUCAGGUAGACCAUGGUGUCGAGAAUGACCACAUCAAAAAUCAUGAACGUUAUGUGAUAGACGUACAAUCUUGUAUGAACAAAGACAUCUCAACAUCCAAACAGAUUGCAAGAGAGGCUGUCCUACUGCGGUACCUGGUGGACACCCAUGUAGAUCUGGUAUGGCACGACUUCCUCCUGGAUAUCGCCACAGGUGAACACUUUCCCCCGAACCCGUACCCUCUCCUCGUCAGCAUUCUCCGCCAGUGUGCUAUGAGAAUGGAUCUAUGUUUUGAACGGUCAGACGCCAUUACAGAGAGAAUGGGGAGUGCCGAGAAUAUGCAGCUGGAGGACCCAGACAACUAUGUUUACCAUAUCCCAGGGGUGGAUGGACAUGGCACACCAAGCGCUUUAGCAGUACUUGAUACAGGAAUGUAUGUGCCUCUCACCGAAACCCUAAAGGUGUUUGAGCAACAGAGCUAUAUACAGAGGAAGGGCGCGUAUAGGGUGGCAAUCUGCAUGGCGAUGUGUGGACCUAGUAUUCUGUAUGGGAAGAUGCAGCCAUACCUUAAUGAGAUUGAACUACAUGAGCAUAUCUAUAUCCAGGGACCGCCAGGAUGUCAAGGGGAGGCAAUCCAGCUGUUUGCUCUUAUAGUGCACAACCAUCUGAGUGAUCUGAUAAGACAAGAGGAAGUUCCAGUUAUGGGAGCAUAUUUUGGUGACGGUCAGUCCCGCUGGACCUGGGCUGACAUAAUGACCAAGAAAAAUGGCUUCAUCACCGAGUGUGUGGCUAUCUGUUCCAGCAAAGAGACCAUAUUUAUGAAGGCCUACGUUUUCCUGGACCAGUGGCGUUAUGUACCAGUGCGAAAAUACUUUCUCUUCCAUUUCCUCACCGAUGAUGAUGUUGAUGCUGAAGUGUAUUACCCUGACAAUCCAGUGGCAUUUUACCAGUCCAUAUUCCUGUCCCAAGACAGAGCAGCUUUCCAUUAUCAAAAUGGUGGCCCUAGAUGUGGUGGAGAUCCUAUGAAUGGAGCAAACACACGUACUGCACACCAGUUUCUCAACAGAAUGCUGGGAGAUGCCAAGCUGCACUGUGAUUGGCUGACAGUCCAUCGAGGCCUUCUUCUCAGGAGUAUUCUCAAUCAGGACCAGUACCACAUAGCGGAGAGCUGGCGUAUGUUACACAGUAUGGCCGCCCAGAUAGAGUAUUUAACGUUCAUGGUGGAAACAUUACAAGACCUUGUCCAACUCAUGAUGGAGUUUAUAGGACAUAAUCAAGAGAGAUUCAGGAAUCGUCAACCUCCUCCACCCUCACAGCAGCCCAGUCGGGGGUCAAAGGGCACCAGGAAGUCAAAGCGCAGUCAGGCGACCCCAGUGACAGCUGCUUCACUCAGCUCAACAGAGGAACUAGAGGGCCCUAUUAAUGAGGCUCAACUGGGGAGGAUGGUUAUGGUGUUUCAACAAAAGCUGACAGAUGUUUGCAAGGCUCGAAUUACUAUGGCUGGCUCGGAGCUUGCUAACUUCCUUGAUUCCAAGCUGAGGACAGCUAUUGAGGAGGAUCCUUAUGUAGACAACUAUUAUCUUGCCUACGAGGGCCAGACACUCUUCAGAUUGGAGGAGAUAAAACACAUGCUACGCCUGCUUCAGGAUAGCAUUGCCAAUGAUGUCCAUGAGGCCAGUCCUGUUGCUAGUAAAGUGAUGGAGAACAUUAACUGCCCUGAUAUGGAGGAGUUAAGACCAAGUUCUGUGGCGUCCAUGACCCUAAAUGACCCGAACAUGUACAGGCGGAGCCUUGCACCUCACGCCAUGAAUACUAUUCUGGAGUAAACUGUGUCAUUUUUUUGUUGUUUCAUUUUUAUAGGAAUGGAAUUUAUUUUAGUGACCUACACAAAAUGAUGGGAAAUAUGUAUAUAUUUUUUUUUAAUUUAAUUUGUUGGGAACGGAAUUGUUAGUUAAUGACAUUGGUGCUAAUAUUUGUGUACACAUGUACAUGUUUAUUUGAUCUUUCGUAUAAAAUGGAUCCCACCAUCUGAUAAAAUUUGUAUGUACAGUGAAACAUGACUUUACACAUUUUCUGGUUGAGUCAUUGUGUCAGAUAUGACAGUGAGUUGCAAUUGGUAAAGUCAGUUUCAGCAAUGACAUUGAAUGAUGUCACCUUUCAGAUGGAUAAGGUCGGAUAAUUCAGGCUGCCGUUAAAGCCAAAUAAAAUACAGUGAAAAUAUUACUUUAAUGACACUGCAUGAGACAGAGUCAUUGUGUCGGAUAUGACAGUGUGUCUGUAAAGCCAGUGUCAGCAAUGGUCGAUAAAGACAGGUUUCACUGUAUGAAAACAAUAUGAUCUCUUACCUUGUCUGUUAGGAGGUCCCUGUCUCAAUAAGUCCUAAUAUCCUUCUUUUUUUCUUUGUGUUUCAUUUCUUACUUUGUCACUGUAUUGUGACACUUCUUAAUAUUAUUUGGCAACAGAACUAGAUACAUGUACACAUUCACAUCCCUUUACAUUUUAUAUCUUAUACAGACAGUAUAGAAACAUUUAUUUUGUAUAUAUGAAACAUUUAUUUUGUAUACAUGAAACAUUUAUUUCAUAUAUUCGAAUCAUUCAUUUUGUAUAUAUAUGUAUGUGUAACAUUAAUUUCAUACAUAAGAAGCAUUUCUUUCAGUAGCUUUGUAUUCACAUGUUAUUAUUGCUCAAAAGGUUUCUUCCAAUUAGAAGAUAGCCACAAAUUCAAUGUUUGUUAUCUGUAAUUUGUUAUCAAUAAUAAUGGGUAUGACAUGUGUAGGUCUAUUUAUAGUUACAAGUCAUAUUGUGACUGAUGUGAUAUUGAAGUCGCUUUGAUUUUUUCUAUAUUUGAGUUCCGACUCCGUCCAUCUAUCCACGACUGCUUCUGAGAAUGUUUAUUUAAUUUCACAUUGUAAAUUUUAUAUUUCACACAUGAAAUUGAAUGAUUAUAUUUAAUUUCACCCAAAAACUAAAUUUUUGGUUUAAACUAGUGUUGUUGCCAUUAAUUGUUGCUAAACACGUUUGCGAGUGAGUGUUUGUGAAUGAAUGAUGCUAUCAUGUACUGAAGUUAUCAGUUGCUGUUUAGUAAUGGUGAUAGGUUAACGGAAGUGUCUGUGACACAAGGGCAGUUUUCGUUUUUGCGGUCCAAACGGUUAGACCACUUGGAUCGGUGUUCAUUUAUGAAAUAAAGACGGACCUGGUGAUUUUAUAUAUUGUUUUCAGACGAGCCUUGACAAAGACUUCCAAGGCCUGUAUUAACAUUUGAAGGUCUGCCAAGAUAAAUGUUUGAAAUAUUACAUUUAAAAACUGACAAACCGGUUUGUUCGCAUAAAUGAACAGGCCCUUAAAAAUUGUUCCUAUCUCUCAGUGUCUUUUUGUACAAUGUAUCAAUAUGCUUAAAAUAAAAUAAAACUAACUUUAAACUAAAUUAAAUAAUGAGGUUCAGCAUUCUUCAACAGUCAACGUUUUUGUCAUCAAAUGACUACCUAUUGAAUACAAAAAGGCCCAAUGGUCCUGAUAUGUGUAGGACUCAAGUGCUUUAAAGUUUCCAGAUACAUUUAUGAAUGGCUAAUUACAGGUGUUUAUAAGCUUCAGUCUUAUUUAUUUUUAUUUAUUUAUUUAUUUAUUUAUUUAUUUUACACUUAUAGAAUUGAUGAGCAUUAAAGGUGUUCAAAACUUCAUGGUAUUUAAUUCUUUGACAUUGUAGAAUGCAUUACUUUUAUUUUUACAUAUUAUUAGCUCAUUUUCUAUUAAUAGAAUGUACAACAAUGUCUUGAAAUUGUUGUAUUUUGUUAUGUUUCCCAGUUGAAAUAAAACAACAUUUUAAUUAUUGA